This is a messenger RNA of Triticum dicoccoides, 1714 nucleotides long. Its product is annotated as protein DETOXIFICATION 27-like. NCBI's taxonomy places the organism in Eukaryota, Viridiplantae, Streptophyta, Magnoliopsida, Poales, Poaceae. The record is from RefSeq and is a predicted model, not a curated record. Gene Ontology annotation, cellular component: membrane. The coding region runs from base 1 to 1416 and encodes 471 amino acids. Gene Ontology annotation, molecular function: xenobiotic transmembrane transporter activity; antiporter activity. The transcript is spliced from 8 exons. Gene Ontology annotation, biological process: xenobiotic detoxification by transmembrane export across the plasma membrane.
AUGGAGAGCGUUCCACUGCUGGCGUACAGGCCGGGGAAGAAGCGAGCAUUGGCGAGGGAAGCGGCGGAGGAGUCCAAGAAGCUGUGGGGGAUCGUCGGCCCUGCCAUGUUCAUGCGGCUGGUGCUCUACAGCUUUGACAUCGUCAGCCAGGCCUUCGCUGGCCGCAUCGGCGACCUCGAGCUCGCCGCCUUCUCCAUCGCCAGCACCGUCGUCUCCGGACUUACGUUCGGCUUGCUGCUCGGAAUGGCGAGUGCUCUGGAAACGCUGGCCGGCCAGGCCUUCGGCGCCAAGCAGUACGCCAUGCUCGGCAUCUACCUGCAGCGCUCAUGGAUCGUGCUCCUGCUCUCCGCCGUGCUCCUCGUCCCGAUGUACGUCUUCGCGGCGCCGCUGCUGGCCGCGAUGGGCCAGCCGGCCGAGGUGGCGCGCCUGGCGGCCCAGCUCGGCGUGUGCAUGCUCCCUAUGCACUUCGGGUUCGCCCUCCUCCUGCCCAUCAACAAGUUCCUGCAGAGCCAGGGCAAGAACUGGGUCAUGGCGGCCACGGCGCUGGCGUCCUUCCCCGUGCACGUCGCCGCCACCUGGCUGCUGGUGGUCCGGUUCCGGUUCGGGGUGCUCGGCGCCGCCAUGGCUCUCAACGUCUCCUGGGGGCUCAGCUUGGUGGUGCAGCUCGCCUACGUCCUCGGCGGCGGGUGCCCCUUGACGUGGACAGGGUUCUCGCCAUUGGCGUUCGCUGACCUCUGCGGGUUUAUCAAGCUGUCCCUAUCAUCUGGUGUCAUGGUAUGCUUGGAGAAUUCAUACUACAAAGUACUGCUUCUGCUCACAGGACACCUGAAGAAUUCUCAGCUUGCUGUGGAUGCCCUUUCUAUCUGCAUGAGUUUUCAGGGAUGGGAGAUGAUGAUUCCUAUGGCCUUCUUAGCAGGCACUGGGGUGAGAGUUUCUAAUGAGCUUGGCGCGGGCAACGGAAAAGGAGCGCGGUUCGCGACGAUCGUGUUGACGACGAACUCCUUUCUGAUCGGCCUCUUCUUUAGCUUGCUUGCACUUGCCUUCCACGACAAGAUCGCACUCGUCGUUUCAUCAAGCAAAGCUGUGAUCGACGCGGUGGACAACCUCUCCGUUCUGCUAGCCAUCAGCAUCCUUCUAAAUGGCGUCCAACCUGUACUUUCAGGAGUUGCUGUCGGAUCAGGGUGGCAAGCACUAGUGGCUUAUAUAAACGUUGGAAGCUAUUACAUCAUUGGAGUUCCUGUUGGACUUCUGCUCAGUUGGCUCUUCAAUCUGGGAGUUCUUGGGAUUUGGGCAGGGAUGAUCGGUGGCACUGCAGUUCAGACAAUAAUUCUUGCGUAUAUUACCGUGCGAUGCGAUUGGGACGAGGAGGCUUCUAAAGCAAGUAAACACAUCCAAAGAUGGGCAGGCUCGAAAUGAGUUGGAGUGCCAAUGCCCUCAUCUCAAGGAGCGAUUGAUGAAGAUUAUCCUAGAUGGCCAUUUUCUGAAUGGAAGUUUUAGUUGAAUCUUCGACAGGUAGUACCAAUAUGAAUACGUACGUGAUCCUUACUACACCAUGAGGAAGUCGGGCAGCUCAUGGACUAUGGGUGCAACUAAGAGAGAUGGCAGCAUAGGACAAGUACAACCUAUUUGUACGACGGUUCAAAUAUUAGGCUAUGUGUGUAGGCAUAUGUUCAUAUUUUCACGUUAUCCGCACUUGUACUUCAAUACAUGAACU